Messenger RNA from Octodon degus (degu), 1707 nucleotides. RefSeq names its product PQ loop repeat containing 2 (gene Slc66a1). Bases 242 to 1360 code for a protein of 372 amino acids. The transcript is spliced from 8 exons. Lineage: Eukaryota; Metazoa; Chordata; Mammalia; Rodentia; Octodontidae. The record is from RefSeq and is a predicted model, not a curated record.
UUCAGAAGCAGAAUGUUUAUUAUCACCGGGAUGCCACUGUUGAAGUAGCAAGUGCUGUCUGGAAAGAUACAAUUUUAUCUGUCCAAGUUGUGGAUCAAGGAACCUCAGGUUGGCAAAGAGGAGGCUUCACUGUGUGCUAGGCACCCUGAGGCAAAGGGCUUGCAACCUACACCCACCCCCUACUUCCCAGUGGGCCCUUGGCAUUCCCAUAGGUCUCCACGAGACCCAGAAGCACUGCCAAAUGCACGGAACAAAGUCUGGGAUGGGACAGAGUGCUCAGAGAGUGCAUGAGUGGUCAGGGAGUAGUGGAGAGGCGCAGAGCCUGGGUGAGGAGACCGGUAACGGGCACCUGGCAGGUGCUGCAAGCUCGGGAAAGAGGUGUGAGUCAGAACAAGCUCGGAAGGAGCCCUUGCAGUGUACCAGCACCCAUCCUCCCUCCUGCGAGGUCCCUCUGGGCCGUGCCCCUCCCUCUGCAGCCAUGCUCUGGAGGAAACUGGGAGCCAGCAACUUCUCCAGCUGCCCUAAUGGCUCUGUCCUGUGGAUAUGGGAUGUGUUUCACGAGUGUGCCCAGGACGGCUGGGAUCAGGCUAGCGUGAGCCUGGGCCUGAUCUCCAUUCUCUGCUUCGCUGCAUCCACCUUGCCCCAGUACAUCAAGGCCUGCAAGAUGGGCAACAUGGACCAAGCCCUGUCGGUGUGGUUCCUCCUGGGCUGGAUUGGUGGAGACUCCUGCAACCUCCUUGGUUCCUUCCUUGCGGACCAGCUGCCCCUGCAGACCUACACGGCUGUGUACUACGUCCUGGCCGACCUGGUGAUGCUGACACUCUACUUCCACUACAAGUUCAAGAAGCGCCCCUCUCUGUUGUCUGCCCCCAUCAAUUCUAUGCUCUUGUUCAUCUUGGGGACCGUGUGCAUCACACCACUGCUGAGCAGCACUGGCUCUGUGGCUGCCCCGCAGAAAGUCUUCCAGGGGCGGGUGCUCCUGUCUGUGGAGCCAGGCAAUAAGCCCUUCACGAAGCAGGAGAUCAUCGGCUUUGUCGUUGGCUCAGUGUCCGCUGUGCUGUACCUGCUCUCUCGGCUGCCGCAGAUCCGCACCAACUUUCUGCGGAAGUCCACCCAGGGAAUCUCCUAUUCGCUGUUUGCAUUGGUGAUGCUGGGAAACGCACUGUACGGGCUGAGCGUGCUGCUCAAAAACCCUGAGCUGGGUCAGAGUGAGGGCAGCUAUGUGCUGCACCACCUGCCCUGGCUCGUGGGCAGCCUCGGUGUGCUGCUGCUCGAUACCAUUAUCUCCAUCCAGUUCCUGAUGUACAGGAAUGCCACCGAGGCUGCCUCCCCCGAGCGUGAGCCCCUCCUGCCCAGCUGACCAGCGCCAGAAUGAGCCUCGAAGCAGGGACCUCCAGUACCAUGCCCAGAGGGACAGGUGUGGGUAGUGACAUUGCCGCCGCCCCAGGCCUGCAGCUCCUGUCCAGCUGUCCUACCUCCCCAAGGCCUCUGAUCCUGCCACCUGGACUGACUCUUCCAAAAGCAAGACAGCUCUGAACUGGCCCACUGAGUGGACACCUCCAGGUCAAAGGCAGCUGCUCUGAUUACAGCGCCCCUCUGCCCACCUACCUCAUUCUGCCUGUGUCCUCCUCCGGGUUGCACCACGGUGAAACUGCCCAGGACUGUCACAAGGACUGAUGUGACCUAGUAAACAUACCUUCCAGUGGG